Molecule: messenger RNA, 1322 nt
Organism: Tarenaya hassleriana
Lineage: Eukaryota; Viridiplantae; Streptophyta; Magnoliopsida; Brassicales; Cleomaceae
Product: protein POLLENLESS 3
Exons: 5
Coding region: 59-1231 (390 amino acids)
Molecular function (GO): protein binding
Source: RefSeq, a predicted model, not a curated record
UCCGGCGAGGGUUUUCUGGACGCCGCCGCCGACACGGAACACGUGGAGAAGAGAUGCGAUGCCGAUGUCGGAGCGGAAGACAACAUCGACGACGGAUAAAUGCGAACCUUUUCACAUGGUUCACAAGGUUCCUGCUGGCGAUUCCCCGUAUGUCAGAGCCAAACAUGUUCAGUUGAUCUCCAAAGACCCAGGCCGAGCUAUAUCCUUGUUUUGGGCAGCCAUAAACGCUGGAGAUCGGGUAGAUAGCGCGUUGAAAGACAUGGCAGUUGUUAUGAAACAGCUAAACCGAUCUGACGAGGGGAUCGAAGCCAUCAAAUCUUUCCGGUGUCUCUGCCCCGAUGAAUCCCAGGAUUCCAUCGACAACUUGCUCCUCGAACUGUACAAGAAGUCGGGUAGGAUCGAAGAGGAAGCUGAGCUACUCGAAACCAAACUGAGAAACCUAGAAGAUGGCAUGACAUUUGGUGGAACGAUCACAAAAACGAAAAGGAGCCAAGGAAAGCAGGUUACCGUGACUAUCGAGCAAGAGAGGGCGAGGUUACUAGGGAACCUGGCUUGGGUUCACUUGCAGCUACAUAACUAUGGAAUUGCAGAGCAUCAUUACAGGAGAGCUUUGUCUUUAGAACCAGACAAGAACAAGAUGUGCAACCUUGCGAUAUGCUUGAUGCGAAUGGACAGACUCCCUGAAGCUAGAUCUAUGCUUCAGGAAGUAAGAGACUGUCUAGGAAGUCAAUGGAGAGACGAGCCAUUCUCCAAAUCCUUUGAACGAGCUAUCGAGAUGUUGGAAGAAACAGAAUCUAGAAAUGAAAACGAUGAUGCAAGAGCAGAUAUUGCAGAAGACAACGCUCUGGAUGGCUGCUCUCAAAGUUCUUGUUCUGAUGCAUUCAAGAACUCAAAUGUUUCCCCUUCAGGACUGUUUACACAACCCCGAGGAUGCUACGAAGAAGGGGACCGAAGAAAAAGGACGUGCAGAGAGAUGGGAGGUUCGGUUCGAAGACUAUUACUUGAGAAUCCUCUGUGUACUGAACAACAGAACCUCGAGAGAGAAGAGCCGGUAGCUUCGAGCAAAGAAGAAACAUUGGGCGGAAAGAGAUUGGACCACAGCUUGAUUCAUGGUCUCCAUGAAUUCAUCACAGAAACCGAAGAUCACGGGAUGAUGGGUGAGGCUAAGAAGAGCUGGGCCGAUAUCGUUGAAGAAGAAGAAGAAGAAAUAGAAUGGCAAUGCAGAGCUUAGAACUGAAACCUAAACCAGCAGGGGAAGAUUCAGGAUCUGAGUUGUCCUAAGGUUUCGGAUCACGACAGCAGUUAUAGGAUGUGUAAUUUGA